GAAAGCAAAUCUUGAAAAAAACAAAGCUUCGUCCGCGGCUUUUUACUUUUGGUGAUCGAUCAUUUUUUUUUUUUUCCUUUUCCAGUCUGACCUCCCAAAUCCCUUCUCUCUCUCGAAUUCGCGACUCUCACAUGAUUUAGGAAGAAAAAGGGAUGAUUGGAUCGUGACUUUUUUUUGGAAUUUUUGGGGAUAAAUUGUGACUGGGUUUGGUGUUUUUUGUUUGUUAAAAAAAUAAAUAAUAUGUGGGUGCCUACUUUGAGCGCAAGCUCAUGUUCAAGUGAGGAGAGGGAAGAGAGCAGUGGAGAACCUGGUCUUACCCCUGUUUAUCUCAAUGUCUAUGAUCUUACUCCUGUCAACAAUUACCUUUAUUGGUUUGGUAUCGGCAUUUUCCAUUCUGGAAUCGAAGCUCAUGAUUUGGAGUACUGCUAUGGAGCUCACGAGUAUCCAACGAGCGGGGUAUAUGAGGUAGAACCUAAGAAUUGUCCAGGGUUCAUCUUUAGACGGUCUGUUUUACUGGGAACUACCAGCAUGUCCCGUUCAGAUUUCCGCUCUUACAUGGAGAAGCUUUCAAGAAAAUACCAUGGUGACACUUACCAUUUGAUUGCCAAGAACUGUAACCAUUUCACUGAAGAGGUAUGCUCGCAGCUUACAGGAAAGCCUAUUCCAGGAUGGAUUAAUCGGCUUGCCCGAGUUUCAGGUUCGUUCUGUAAUUGUCUUUUGCCAGAAAGCAUUCAGCUUACAGCUGUUAGUGCUCCUUCAGAACGCCUUGAGUUCUCCGAUGAGGAUGAAUCAAACUCUGAGGCAUCUUCUGUGUCAGAUGAAGAAGGAUCAGAGCACCAUCUUAUAAAUGCAGCAGACAGAGAGAUUGUGUAUCUACAAAACAAACCAGUGCGACUUACCAGAGAGGAGAUCCCCUGAGAACCCAACUAGCCACGACUUCCUCCUGAGGCAACCCAAACCAAUCAUCAGAGCCACGACUUCCUCAUGGGUGAACACACUCUACCCAUGGAAACUGAAAAGGGAGUAAGUGAUAUCUCGUUUUGUCACCUUAAAGCUGCGUUUGUCCUGUCAGGAACUCGAUUUGGUAUUCUUCUCAUCAUCAUUAUAGGAAUGUAAAAACGGAUUCCGGAUUUAUGUAAAGGUGAACUUUUCAGAUAUGUUUUACGGAGAUUCUUUAGCUUUGGCUAUCAGUAUCACAAUUUCUCAUUCUUUACCAA
Molecule: messenger RNA, 1217 nt
Organism: Camelina sativa (false flax)
Lineage: Eukaryota; Viridiplantae; Streptophyta; Magnoliopsida; Brassicales; Brassicaceae
Product: deSI-like protein At4g17486
Biological process (GO): protein deubiquitination
Molecular function (GO): deubiquitinase activity
Source: RefSeq, a predicted model, not a curated record